This is a messenger RNA of Cucumis sativus (cucumber), 1007 nucleotides long. RefSeq names its product AIG2-like protein D. The record is from RefSeq and is a predicted model, not a curated record. Bases 38 to 520 code for a protein of 160 amino acids. Lineage: Eukaryota; Viridiplantae; Streptophyta; Magnoliopsida; Cucurbitales; Cucurbitaceae. The transcript has 6 exons.
UAGUUUCAUGUAGAACUAUAAGCCAUUUGAGUGAGAAAUGGAUUCAGCAUCUCUGGCUGCUCUCGCGUCUAUUCAUCCGCAGCAGAAUCUUCACACGGUCUUCGUCUACGGCUCUCUCAUGGCUGAUGAAGUUCUCCGUAUCCUCUUGAAGCGUACUCCUCAAUCUUCUGAUGCCGUCCUCAAUGGCUACCAAAGAUCGAGUGUUAAAGGACGUGUUUAUCCAGCGAUCAUACCUGUUACAAGCAAGAAAGUAUCUGGCAAGAUUAUUUCAGGCAUCAAAGACUCUGAAAUGUAUCUCUUAGACGCAUAUGAGGAUUUUGAAUACAAGAGGAUUACAGUUGAGGUCUCUUUAAUGGAUAGUUUGGAGAAGCUAUUAGUUUAUGCUUAUGUUUGGGGCAACGAAAAGGAUCCAGACUUGUAUGGAGAUUGGGAUUUUGAGGAUUGGAAACGAGAUCAUCUGGAAGCAUACAUUGAGAUGGUCAAGGAGUUUAUGGAAGAAUAUGAACAUUCGGGACCCUAAAUUUUUUUGGUCUCUGAUGGAGAAGGAUAGGCGAAGCUAAGAACUAGCUCUCCAAUCUACAGAUUUAUUUAAUUUGGGAGAGCUGCGUCUUCUUAUUCUCAAAUGCCCGAAUGUUCCUGCGCCAGGAGAAGAACCUUCGAAAAUAAAGGGAGAGUAACCCGUUGCAUCUUUGUACCUUUGUUGAAUCUGGGGGAGGGAUCAACCAAUAACCCAUCAUUUAGGUCAGUUAGUUUUUUAAAGAUUCAUUAAAAGUUUGUGUCAUCCUAUCAAACGUUGUUCAGCCUCUGCCAUGUUACUGAAACAACCGUUGUCAUUUGUAUUCUUAUUUCUAAGGUAAAAUGCUUUUUUUUUGCUUCAUAGUUGAAAAUUGUAAACUUCUUUGAAGAAAUUUAGUGAGUAAAAAAUAAUAGAUAACUGUCUUUUUAGGCACUUUUAAAGAUACCGAAAUAUCGUAACUAUUUACAAAAUAUUGUAAAAUUUUGCUAUA